Molecule: messenger RNA, 2086 nt
Organism: Anolis sagrei ordinatus
Lineage: Eukaryota; Metazoa; Chordata; Lepidosauria; Squamata; Anolidae
Product: acyl-CoA (8-3)-desaturase-like
Biological process (GO): lipid metabolic process
Cellular component (GO): membrane
Molecular function (GO): oxidoreductase activity, acting on paired donors, with oxidation of a pair of donors resulting in the reduction of molecular oxygen to two molecules of water
Source: RefSeq, a predicted model, not a curated record
GCAGGGUAGCUCUUUGGAAUCUGCAUCCCUGAUGCUUUUUUGGCUGUGAGAAUGCCUCCACAAUCAGGAGCUAGUGUUGAAAAGCCAAAACCUGGAUCAGAUGUUGGAAAGCUGUUCACCUGGGAGGAGAUAGGACUCCACUCAGGCAAAGGGAACUCUAAGGAAGACAAGUGGCUUGUCAUCAGCAAGAAAGUCUAUGAUAUCAGUCACUUCCAUCGGCUGCACCCUGGGGGCCCACGUGUCAUCAGCCACUAUGCUGGACAAGAUGCCACGGAUGCCUUCAGCGCUUUCCACAAGGAUGGGGACUUGGUAAGGAAAUACUUGCAUUCACUACUAAUUGGAGAACUGGCACCUGAUCAACCCAGCUGUGAGCCCACCAAAAAUGAAAUGCUGACAAAUGAUUUUCAGGAACUGCAUGCAACAGUCAAGAAGAUGGGACUCCUAAAGUCAAGUUACCCAUUCUUCAUCUUCAUGUUUCUGCAUGCUUUUGUGCUAGAUAUAGCAGCCUGGCUCACCAUCUGGUACUUUGGGAAAUCCUGGGUGCCCUUUCUGGCAGCUGUAGGACUAUUCACCAUUGCACAGAUUCAAUAUGGGUUCCUUCAGCAUGAUUUGGGGCACAUUUCAGUCUUUGAGAAACCCAAGUGGAAUAGGCUGGCUCAUUUCUUUGUAAUGGGAGUGCUUAAGGGUGGACCAGCAAGCCAGUGGAACCAUAUGCAUAACCAACACCAUGCCAAACCCAACUGCUUUCUCAAGGACCCAGAUCUCAACAUGCACCCUUUCCUGUUUAGCCUGGGGAAGAAACUCUCUGUGGAGCUUGGAAAAAAGAAAACAAAAUACAUGCCGUAUCAGCACCAGCACAAAUAUUUUAGCUUGCUGGCCCCACUGACCUUCGCCAUUUAUGUCCAGGUGAUUAUAUUCCGUUACACAAUCCAAAGGAAAAAAUGGCUAGAGCUUGCUUUCAUUCUGAUCUUCAAUGUCCGUGCCUGUCUCAUGUAUGUUCCUUUAAUGGGAUUUAAGAGUUUAAUGGGAUUCUAUUCGUUAGCCAGGCUACUAGAAAGUACUUGGUUUCUCUGGGUCUCACAGAUGAAUCACAUCCCAAUGAACAUUGAUUACGAUCAGAAUUUAGACUGGGUCUCUACUCAGCUCACAGCAACAUGUAAUGUGGAUCAAUCCUGGUUCAAUGACUGGUAUACUGGGCAUCUGAACUUCCAGAUUGAGCAUCACCUUUUUCCAACCAUGCCUCGACAUAAUUAUUGGAAAGUGGCUCCUCUGGUGAAGUCUCUCUGUGCCAAGCAUGGCGUUAAGUACCAGUGCAAGUCUUUGUUCACAGCCUUUGCUGACAUAUUGCGCUCUUUAAAGGCUUCAGGAGAGUGCUGGCAGGAUGCCUAUCUCCAUGGAUAAAAAGAAGCAAGACCCUGGCACUCUCAUCAUACAAUACAAUACAUUUAUUUUUACACCCCGCCUCCAUCUCCCCGAAGGUUCUCAGGAUGGCUUACAAAGGGACAUGCCCAACAAAAUAGGUUAAAAUAUGCAUCAAAACACAAGCAAUAUCAAACAUCAAUAAACAUAAAAUCAGAUAACAUUAUAAACAUUAUAAAAAUGACAACAUUAUAAAAACGAUUAACAGCUAUCAUGGCUGAGCAAAUAAAGUGCUGGGUUCAGUUCAUAAUUACUAAGUGCAAUGAAUACAGCACUCUUCAUGCAUUGUCACUAAAAAGUACUUUUUCAAAUUAAGCACCUGGGAUCCUGCAUGUGGAGCCCCUAAUAAUAAUAAUAAUAAUAAUAAUAAUAAUAAUAAUAAUAAUAAUGUUGUUGUUGUUCAUUCGUUCAGUCGUCUCCGACUCUUCGCGACCUCAUGGACCAGCCCACGCCAGAGCUCCCUGUCGGCCGUCACCACCACCAGCUCCUUCAAGGUCAGUCCAGUCACUUCAAGGAUGCCAUCCAUCCAUCUUGCCCUUGGUCGGCCCCUCUUCCUUUUGCCUUCCACUUUCCCCAGCAUAAUUGUCUUCUCUAGGCUUUGCUGUCUCCUCAUGAUGUGGCCAAAGUACUUCAACUUUGUCUCUAGUAUCCUUCCCUCCAGUGAGCA